Messenger RNA from Anarrhichthys ocellatus (wolf-eel), 7456 nucleotides. Its product is annotated as polypeptide N-acetylgalactosaminyltransferase 18-like. The transcript is spliced from 11 exons. The record is from RefSeq and is a predicted model, not a curated record. Gene Ontology annotation, biological process: protein O-linked glycosylation. Gene Ontology annotation, cellular component: Golgi apparatus. Gene Ontology annotation, molecular function: polypeptide N-acetylgalactosaminyltransferase activity. NCBI's taxonomy places the organism in Eukaryota, Metazoa, Chordata, Actinopteri, Perciformes, Anarhichadidae. Bases 2541 to 4310 code for a protein of 589 amino acids.
UCUGACGGCCCGCCGGCGGGCCGUCAGAGUGGGAUGAGGGUGGAGGUUUUGGACAGUGGUUUUCUAUGUUAGAUUUCUUUAAAUUGCUCUCUAGAGACCGGCAUCUUCCAGAUGCACUCAAAACAGCUCUAGUCAAGCCUCCGCUCAAACUGCAUAAUCUCGUCUGUUUUGAGCAAUUUUAGGCCAACCUGCCAUUUUUUAGCAAGAUAUUGGAAAAUAUAGUAUUCAAACAGUUACAUGCACUUCACAUGACAACAAGAUCCAUGAAAGAUUAUCUCAGAGUGAGUGCAGAUAAUGCAUCGCCGGUGGCUGCGCCGGAAGGAUCGGGUUCAUCCUGAGCUCCGCAGGCGAGCAGGAAGAACAUCGCGUCCCGUACUUUUUCUCCCCCAGCAACUCCUGGCACUCUAAUCUAGAAAAUGCCGCCAUCUCCACCCUGCAGUCACUGGUUGGUUGUGUUCUGUGCCUUCAUUUUGGAUUUAGUGGGUGGUUUGCUCAAAAGAUUUGUGCUUUGUCUCCUAGUGGCGCUUCACCUUGUUGCUUUUGGAAAGUCGCUGCGGUCUCUGGAUAUUAUGAGACACCUGGUGUUAACUGCCGUGGGAGGAAUGAACAUUUAAGAGUCAGUCCAUUAGUGGUUUGGGGCUCUGGUUGGGCUGUCCACAUUCCUCUUUUGGGGAACGCAUGUGUAAUGACUUCUCUGACUCAUGUAAUUCUCCUGUAGGGUCUCUCAUCUCUCAGCCAAUGUUUGAUUGGCUGAGGAACAUCACGUGAGAUGAUGUGCAAUGCGUGUACUUGUUGGUAUGUUUCCUGGACCGCUGAACGAGUGCCGUGGGGGCUGGAGGAUCUGUGCUGGUUAAAGUGGAAGUGCUCCGUCAAAGUUCUAUAGUUCUCAAUUGUUUGUCGCUGUAGGUCAAGGGUCUAGGGAUACAGGGGCAUCUGGGUCCGGACCGCGGUCUGCCGGUUAGUGACCCAUUGCAUAGAGAAUAAAUGGCUCCAUUCAGACUCAGUAACAAGCUUUACUCUCCCUCCUGGCCAUCUCAAUUUCACUAGGCGUGUCAUCCCUUAGGGAAGCUCUUUCCUCUCCUGCUCGCUGGACACGGCAUUUUCCUUGUCCAAAUAUGCACAAUCUCAUCUAUCUUGAUGACGUGCGUGUCAGCUCUCUCUGUGCGAUCACUGAAAUGGUUUAACAUUUUCACAUGUUGAAAUAAGCAAAUGCCUUUGAAAGAUAAUGUGAAUGAAAGUUCACAAAGCAGUGCAUUGACAAGAGUGUUCACCUGACCUUUCAAUAAGGCCAACACACACACACUCAGUACUGUUAACAUAAUGUAGCAGACAAUAGUCUGCUAUUGUGCUCAGUUUGUUUUUCAUAGCUUAGUCUAAUUAAAUUGUUCCUGAUAGUCCUCAGCAAAACACACUCUCCCUGCUGCACCUACACAUACACUACUGUAUUACACGCACACACACACACGGUGUAGUUGCUCUAUGAUACAUCUGUCCUCUCCACAAUCUGACUACGCUGAGAAACCUUUCAAAGCAUGCGAUCUCAUUGCUGCUGUCCUCCAGUGCUAGAAAGCUCAAUGCACGAACUAAAAGCUUUAGAGAACAUAAAUGGCUUUUUUCAACCAACAUUACUCUUUCUUUCAGAAGAAGUUAACUGAAAAAAGGUGCUCAGAUGAGGCGACUUAAAUCUUAACAAAAUCUUAGCUGCAUUUGUGGCCAAGAAAAGUGUAAAGUGCUUUUAGGGUGCUCAAUGUAAGGCUCUGGAGGGACUUGGAUGAAGGUGGCAUUCCACCCACGAGAGCAUUAAUCAUGUAAUUGCCAAAAGGGGAAGUACUGCUCUUCAAAAUAAUACAAAACCUAUUCAGCUCAGGAAGGAGAGGAGGCACUUCACAGUCCUUCAGCAGGCCUGUCUGAAAGGCAGGAGAAAAUAAGAAAGCAAUGUGUGACGGACGUGAGCCAGAACAUUAAAGUCCAACUGAAUUAAAGGUAUUUCUGCUAAGAAAUCUGUAUAUAUUUCCCAGGUAUUGGUUUUGACGUGUGCACUUUUGUCAAAAUUGUAAUUACUAAAAAGAAGAUGUACUAAUUUCUUUGCAGUGAUGGCGCCCGCUAUAUUUGUUUUGUCCAGGGUCGAUCUUUGAAGUUGAACUUUAUAUUCUAAAUGAUUUAACACAAAAAAUUCCAAUUUAUUUUGGAAGAAAAAUUCUACAUUUAGAGGAGGUUGUGAAAGUUAAUAUAGAAUUCACUAUUUAAUCAUUUAAGUUGAGUCUCAUACUGUAAUUCCAAACUUUAUUUUUGAUUCCUGAGCACUCUGUGUUUCUUGACUUUGCACCUCUUCAUCACCCCACCAGGGUCGGACAUUGUUGAAUGUCUCAGACUCGUGAAUAUUUGAUGCACUCAGUUGAUCUUGGUUCGGACAAACAGCAGACCACUACUUUUAAAUUCUGCAGCUUCUUUGCCACAAAUCUGCCACUUGGAGAGAACAGGUGACAGAGAAGCUGCAAAGCAUCGUUCCACAUUGUUGUUAUGAAUCAUCAUGAGCUAGAAUGAGUGCAACCUCUCUGUCUAUUUGCAUGCAAUUAUUCACAUUAAAUGCAAAUAUUUCAAACCACCAAGUAACGUUUCUGUUUUUUUUCCCUUCCAAACAUGCCUCGAGCAUAUUUCCGUCUCAUUGUUUGUCACAAUGGCUCCUUGGUGCUCAUGUAGCACAGAACGAGACCCCUCAGAAGGACGGUGAAGACGCUGCGUCCUCGUCAGACUCGGCCUCCUCCUCCUCACUGUUCGACCACUGGGGUCACGACCUGGGCCCCGAGAGUCGAAGGGUCGCCCUCAGGAAGUUCCGUUACUAUGGCUACAAUGGCUACCUUAGUGACCGUAUCUCCUUCACGCGGCCGAUCCCGGAUUUACGACCGGACGGGUGCAGAAACAUGUCGUAUUCCUCAGAUCUUCCUCAGCUCAGUGUCAUCUUCAUCUUCGUUAAUGAGGCCUUGUCGGUGUUGCUGCGCUCUGUCCACACAGCUAUCCAGAGGACGCCGUUACACCUGCUCAAAGAGAUCAUACUGGUAGAUGACCACAGCAGCAGCCUGGAGCUGAAAGAGCACCUGCAGAGAUUUGUAGAGGAGACCAACAUUCAGUACGGCCCGGGAUUCAUCAAGCUGGUCCGCCAUGACAAGCAGGAAGGACUGAUCAGAUCCAGAGUCAGCGGAUGGAGGGCAGCCUCCGCUCCCGUCGUUGCUCUGUUCGAUGCACAUGUGGAGUUCAACACUGGUUGGGCAGAACCUAUUCUGCAGCGAAUAAAGGAGAACCGGACCCGGGUGGUGUCUCCAUCUUUUGACAACAUCAAGUAUGACACCUUCGAGAUCGAGGAGUAUCCGCUAUCUGCUCAGGGCUUUGACUGGGAGCUGUGGUGUCGAUACCUCAACCCACCAAAGUCGUGGUGGACACAACACAACCACACGGCCCCUAUCAGGAGCCCUGCUCUGAUCGGCUGCUUUGUGGUCGACAGGAAGUACUUUGAGGAGAUUGGCCUGCUAGAUGAAGGCAUGGAGAUAUAUGGUGGAGAAAACGUGGAGCUUGGCAUCAGGGUGUGGCAGUGUGGCGGCAGUGUGGAGGUCCUACCCUGUUCGAGGAUUGCACACAUCGAGCGCACCCACAAACCCUACACAGUGAACCUGACAGCCCAUGUGCGUCGUAACGCUCUGAGGGUGGCUGAGGUCUGGAUGGACCAGUACAAAAGUCACGUCUACAUGGCUUGGAAUGUUCCACUGCAGAAGUCAGGAAUAGACAUUGGGGACAUUACUGAGAGAAAAGCCCUGCGAUCCAGACUCCAGUGCCGGCCGUUCAGCUGGUUCCUCUCCAACAUCUACCCUGAGCUCCGAUCCUACAGCAACACAGUUGCUUACGGAGUGUUGAAGAACAAUCUAAGAGACAACCUGUGUUUGGACCAAGGACCUGACACUGAUAAUGUCCCUAUCAUGUACCUCUGUCAUGGUAUGACACCACAGAAUGUCUACUACACCAGCUCUCAGCAGCUUCACCUGGGAGUGCUGAGUCCGACCAUCGACGAUGACGACAACAAGUGUCUGGUGGAUGUGAACAGCAGACCCAGGCUGCUGGAGUGCAGCUACGCAGCUACCAAACACAUGAAGCUCACCUGGACGUUCACUCAGGGUGGCUCCAUCCAGAACAUGGAGUCUCUAGGUUGUCUGGAGCUGGUCGAGAGCAAACAGCCAGAGGUCACUUUCCAGCUGGUCAUUCAGGACUGCACCGAUCAGAAGUGGACCAUCACUAACAUACUGACUGUCCUGCCACAGUGAACACUCACCAGUCAGCUACUAGAACAUAUUUGUUGUGAUGGACUAAUCUAGUAAGCGAAGAACUCCCCUGCUGACUCAGAUACACAAUUGACUGAUUAGAAAUGGACUAACAUGUUGACCUAAGCAGCAAAUACGUGUCCAAAAAAUUAGCUUAUUUUUAAAGAGAAUCUGAGGAAGGAGGACAACGUGUGCUUUAAUCAGACAUGGACAAUCAGUAACCUAAUAACUCUUUUAUACCAAUGACCUGAGAGAAGAGACAGGAGAGACAGAUGGAGCCAGGGUCUUAAACCUUCCCACUCUGCAUUUAUAAUGAGAAGUACAGCCGCUCGUUCCAGAGGACCGGCCCAUGAAAUCAUGCCAGCACUCUGGUCAUUGCAGGAGCAGGAUUUUGGGUCCAUGUCAACCAUUUAAGAUACUAAGACCUGUACUGACCCGGUCUCAUCACACAGUCACUGUAACAAAUAGAUUGUGCGUCUUUCAAUAUGUAAGUGUGCAGAGGGAGAAAUACAAAGCGUGCAGCCUCACGCAUUGCAGAAAAAUCAAGUAAUUUUACAAUGCUGGCUGAUUUGGAGUUAUUAGCGUUAUACACUACCUGACACACAGUGUAGGCCAGGAGCUAUAGAUGUACUCAGUAUUGCAAAAAGGGUGACAUAGUGUAAUGGAGAUGAACCAGUGAGUGAUUUAAACUGGCAUUGUAAUAGAAACUCUGAAGUUUCAGAGAGUGCUUAGGAAAUCAUUUGAGCAGAAGCAGAGCCGAGCGUCAUGCUGGCAGGUGUCACAUUAGUGGACAGAGCAGGAGAUUAAUCCGGAAGAGAAGAUGCUAGAUUUACUUGCACCUGUAAAACCAGAACAUAACACAACUUUGGCUCAUGCAGCAUUGAAAGAAGGAAAGUGAUGUAGAAACACAAACACAUCUGUUCAAUAAAAGCAGACAAAGAGCCAUCAGACAGGUGAUCUCACAGGAGAGGGAAAUCCACCCAAUACUCAAUCCACACUGGUGUUAUCGUUUAUUUCAACAUGUUAUGCUUACAUGUUGUAUGUUGAGUUCACCGAUAUAUUGACCCAAGAAUAUGUUGAUUGAACACAGUCAGUAUACACUCACACAGGCUGUGUGGGUGUGAGACGGGUGUGCAGCAGCUUUAACAGAGUCUCAGUCUUAUUUCUCCUCCAACUCACUUCACGCUGUUUUGUAAGGACUUGCCUUGUAAAUGACAACUGUUCUCAAUUGACUUAUCUAGUUAAAUAAUGAUAAAAUAAAUUUAAAAAAUAUUCUACAUUGAUGAUACUUCAUCCUUGUUGGAUACUGAUCAUGUAACUUAAAGCCAUGACGAGGCCAUUGAGACGUGUAACAUGCAGUCUGAAGGUGACACCACUGCUACACAUGCAGUUUAGUUUAAGUUAUGUAGAUGUAUGAAACAUUAACUGGACAUAUUGGAUAAUUCUGGAUUAUUACAACUGGGUUCUUAUUUGUGUAGUCCGCGCCAUUAUUAUCAUCAUCAUCACCAUCAGUAAUACCAUUGCACUAACCAAGCUAACUGGUGAAAAGUGACACAGCGAUAUUGCUAAACAUUAGUCUGCAGAUGAUCUGACAGGUUAUAAUCAAACAGCAGGUUAGUCAGAUGUCUUUGGAAGAGAAACAAAGUGAAACUGUUAACUAGCCCCCAGGAGCACUGAGUCAUGAAGCCGUUAACGUAGUGGCCCUUGAUGUGUAAAUGAGGCCAGGACAAAGUCAGUCUGACUGUGGCCAGUGGGUGAUUUCUUUGGGAUGAAUGGGGUCCCAUCCUGGAACAUGGGACCUUUUUUUGAUACACCGAUGGUUCUAUCACAGUUUACAGACCGACUUCCUGCUUCAAAUGACCUCGUGCAGGUACACACUUUUCUUGUGCAAUGAAAAAUAAUUACCGACAUUUCAAGUGCACUCACUUUCACCUACAAAGUAAAGUGGUUUCAAUCAUAUGGCUACUAAAGUGUGGACUGGAGGCCAUCUGGAUACAUAGUCCAGUCGGUGAAGGUUGAUCCCAGCGGUGAAUAAUACAUAACGCAUACAAUACUACAUAUCUUAGGAAUGACUUAACUCUUACAUGAUGAUGUGGAGGAAGAUGUAUGUGUUGUGUACUAUUAAUUGUCCCAUCUUCCAGAUUUGUCCACUCCGCUGGGAUCCCCCUUCCCCAAUUGGACAUCAGAUCGCCUCCAGUCCACACUUCAGUAGCCGUAUGUUUGAAACCACUUUAUCCUGCACACGUGACCCGGCCCAAGAAUCCCCUCACAAGUGUCUAUACCGAAACCUGAACCACAGAUCUACUGAGAAUGUAUAAAUAGCCGAUGUGACAUCAAUACAUGGGUGAUGAAUAAUUAAAUAAUGUUUCAGAGAGCCAGAAGAGGCUCGUCUUUAGGUUUUAUAGAGAAACCCUAAAAAAUACGAUCACACAAUAUCAUAUCCUUUUUUACCUGAAUAUAUGAAAACAUCCACAGCCAUAAUGAUUUAAAUAUAUUUGUAUUGAAUCUGAAAAUAGCAAGAUUAUUCUGAAACGGUGGGGUUUAUUACAUAAUCAUUACAAUUAUCAAACACUGUCCUCACUGCUAUAUCGUAACAUCAUCCUUAUGACCACUUUCUAACCACUUACUAUUAAUCCAUCAUUAACUAACCUUAAACCAACCAACAAAACAAUAAUUGCUAAUUGCAAAAGCAGUGGUAGGAGAUGUGGCCUUCACUACGUGUUCUGCAGCAAGUUGUCAGGUUUAAACUCUGGUGUCCCAUUUAAAGAUACACACAGACGAGGCAUUUACACUUUCACAGUUUCAGAAAUCCCUAAAACAAGAAUAUUCUUUGACAUGUCAUUCUAAAAUCCAUUUCAUUCAUGUGUGUCAGAUUUGAGAGUUUACACCGGUUUAAUGCGUUGUUGCCUCUCUGAGACCACAUGUUUGGUGGAGAACGAAUGACUGACUUUAUGAGAUGUUCAAGACAGUCAGAAUGCACAAAGAGUUUGGGGGAAGACCUCCCAGUGCCUCUCAGAUGAAUCAUCUCUCAUCUCAUUCCAGGAGGUGGUGAAGUCCUCUGAAGGACUUGUCUUCUUAGGACGCAGCCCCUGAAGAGGGACCCAGCUUGUCAUCGCAUGGCAUUCUACCAUCUUAAAUCUACAGCUAAC